Molecule: messenger RNA, 392 nt
Organism: Sturnus vulgaris (Common starling)
Lineage: Eukaryota; Metazoa; Chordata; Aves; Passeriformes; Sturnidae
Source: RefSeq, a predicted model, not a curated record
UUUGUUUCUGGGGCGGCUCCCCGAGCCCUCCCAGUGACUCCCAGUCCCUCCCAGUACUCUCCAGUGCUGAACAAGCUCUAUUGCCGCCUGGCCAAGCCGUGCCCGGUGCAGGUGCGGGUGGGGGUCCCGCCGCCCCCCGGGGCCCUGGUCCGGGCCGUGGCCGUCUACAAAAAAUCCGAGCACGUGGCCGAGGUGGUCCGGAGGUGUCCCCACCACGAGCGCUGCGGGGGAGGGGCAGACGUGGUUUUUAGGUUUUUUUUUCCACCCCAGGUGGGCUCAGAGUGCACCACGGUCCUGUACAACUUCAUGUGCAACAGCUCCUGCAUGGGGGGCAUGAACCGCAGGCCCAUCCUCACCAUCCUCACCCUGGAGGGGCCUGGGUGAGCCCCAAA